UUCUAAUUUUCGAAGCUAGCAUCACAAGAGAUGGGGGAUCUGCAGAAGACGCUGCAGGAUCUUUCCGACGACUACCAAAAGCUGCAAGGAGAGCUUGCCACGGCCGUCGAGGCGAGAGAGAAGCUCGAGUCGCAGCAACAGGAGAAUAGCACAGUCCAGAAGGAAUUCGCCCUCCUCGACGAUGACGCAAACAUCUACAAGCAGAUCGGUCCUGUACUAUUGAAGCAGGACAAGACCGAGGCUGUCAUGGCUGUAAAUGGGCGGUUGGAAUUCAUUGAAAAGGAGAUCUUGCGAUUCGAAACGCAAAUCAAAGGUAUUCAGGAAAAGAGCGAGAAAGCGAAGAUGGAGAUCAUUCAAAUACAGUCUUCCGCGCAGCAGACGCCAACGGCAGGGAAGGCAUGAGGGAUCACAAGAUACACUACUUGUUGCACACGCUCUAACGACCACCUGGCUAUCAAGGCCGAGACAGCGUCCUAUGUUGGCGUUCAUGGAAAAAAGUGUAUACGUCAUUUAUCUGGAGCUUGGGUCAUAGAAAACCUCUUCGACUGGCCGGGAAGAGUCUCCGUUUUGCUUAUGGAAUUAUAUGUGGU
This is a messenger RNA of Lindgomyces ingoldianus, 590 nucleotides long. Its product is annotated as Prefoldin beta-like protein. Bases 31 to 402 code for a protein of 123 amino acids. The record is from RefSeq and is a predicted model, not a curated record. Gene Ontology annotation, biological process: chaperone-mediated protein complex assembly; protein folding. Gene Ontology annotation, cellular component: cytoplasm; prefoldin complex. NCBI's taxonomy places the organism in Eukaryota, Fungi, Ascomycota, Dothideomycetes, Pleosporales, Lindgomycetaceae. Gene Ontology annotation, molecular function: protein-folding chaperone binding. The transcript is spliced from 5 exons.